AUGGCCGGAGUUCGAGACAAUUGCCAUGAUAUCCACUGCUUUCCAAUUUAUCCCCGUGAAGAUGGGCAUAUCACAGAAAUUAACACAUUGAACAAAAAAAAAGCUCUUGGAUCUAGAGAACAAUUCUGCGCUGCAUUCUACCAUGUUCCACCAGGGUUUGAUAACUUUGAUAACAAGCAAGGAGAAACUCAUACUGGCUCCUGUCUUGAUAAAAAUUGCAAGUUCAACGGUAAUCCCAUGGACAUAGCAGUAGUUGCUUUUGUAAAAUUUGAAAACAAAUGCGACGAUCCUGUCUAUGAAGCAAGAUACACGAAAUGCUAUGUCAAUAAAUUACACGCCGAAAACUUCUUUGAGUGUGACAUCCGACAUGGAGUGUUGACAGAUAAGGUGGAAGAGAACCAUGAUGGAACAAUAACCCUUUAUCUCACAUACCAACCAUGCAACAAAUCGACAGAAGAUACAGAAUUAGAGACUAGACCCAACCAAAGUUGUUGUGAUAUACUGAAAAGAAUAUAUUUUGAUAUACUACAGCCCAAAGGCAUACGUUUGCGCAUCAAAAUAACUCACGAAUUUCGGUUAGGACGACAACAACAAGGAGGCGAUAAGGAACUACGACAAAAACGAACAACGCCGCCAAUAUUUAGAUAG
Paramuricea clavata is the source of this 648-nucleotide messenger RNA. The record is from the annotation of a GenBank genome assembly. NCBI's taxonomy places the organism in Eukaryota, Metazoa, Cnidaria, Anthozoa, Malacalcyonacea, Plexauridae.